Messenger RNA from Neoarthrinium moseri, 852 nucleotides. RefSeq lists its product as uncharacterized. Gene Ontology annotation, biological process: endoplasmic reticulum tubular network organization; membrane organization. NCBI's taxonomy places the organism in Eukaryota, Fungi, Ascomycota, Sordariomycetes, Amphisphaeriales, Apiosporaceae. Gene Ontology annotation, cellular component: endoplasmic reticulum; membrane. The transcript has 4 exons. Bases 1 to 852 code for a protein of 283 amino acids. The record is from RefSeq and is a predicted model, not a curated record.
AUGGCUCCCCCACCGCCCGCGAACCUGCCUCUGCAGGAGAGAAUCUUGGCCCUGGCAAAGACGCUUCAGUUUGGCUGGUUCACCGGACACCUGGUGCUCCUGCUUUGCAUCUUCCGCUACUCGCUCUCAUACAUCCGAAUGAACUACUACUCCCGCACUGCCCAGUUCACUUACCGCACCGCCUUUGUGGCCGCUGCCGCAACCUACGGAAUCGUCGUCUACAAGACAUGGAGAGCCCGCCAAAAGGUCGGCGCAAAGUACCCCGGCGGUGCCAUCGGUCUCCUGUCCGAUGAGAACGUGCAGUAUCUCGCCAUGGCUUUGGUCUGGCUCUUUGCGCCCCAGUACCCUCUUGCCAUGCUCCCCUACGGCAUCUACUCCAUCUUCCACGUUGCGACCUACACCCGUGCCAACGUGAUCCCCACCAUCUCGCCGCCCCAGGGCGCCGCCGCGGGUGCUUCCCCGGGUGCCAAGUCCGGCGGCAGCCCUCUCGCCGACGCCAUCGGCCAGUUUGUCAAGACCUACUAUGACAUGUCCAUGUCGGUUGUGUCGGCCCUCGAGAUCCUCCUGUGGGUGCGCCUGCUCUUCUCGGCCAUCCUGUUCCAGCGCCGCUCCUGGAUCCUGAUUGCCCUCUACACCGCCUUCCUCCGGGCCCGCUUCGCGCAGAGCUCGCACGUCCAGAACUCAUUCGGCCUCAUCGAGGCUCGCGGCGACUCGCUCGUCGGACAGCAGAACACCCCGCCCAUGGCGCGCCAGGUCUGGGAUGGUGUCAAGCAGGGUGCGCGCCAGUUCCACGCCGUCACCGACGUGAGCAAGUACGUCAGCGGAGGUGCGGUGCCCAAGAAGACGUCCUAA